AAGGCUUUCUUGACCUUCACAUAUUCUCUCUCUCUCUCUCUAGAACCGCUAUUGUCUCGUAACGGUUUUCGGCCUAGUUUGGUCGGUUUGUUUGGAGGAAACCGAAUUAAGUAGUUUCAGAUAAUUAAUAUCAGAAAAUUCAGGCUCAAAUGGACAAGGACGUGUCUCCUCCAUCAAACACCGGCACCAUCACGGAAUUUAUAACCUCUCCACCGAUCGCAUCUCAUGACAGUAUUCCACCACCUCCUCCAUCAUCAUCCCCCGACAACACUGCUCGCUUCGAUUAUCUCCUCAAGAACCAAAACUUCGGCACCGACUUCGCGUCACUGUAUCACUCCAUUUUCCCGCCAAAAUCGACCUCCAUCUCAUUCAGCCCCUCCACGUGCUGCUCCUCCUCCAUUAACGAUGACCUUAACUCUGACACCAUUGCCACGCAGCAACGCCUCAACCAGGCCCGCCUCAUCCUCCAGUACCAAGAACUCAAUAGCCACUACGACCUCUGCUGCUCCCGACUACUCGACCUCAUUGCCGAGGCCGACUUGCUCCGCCAAGAGAACGCCCACCUCCGCAUUGUCAACACCGAGUUGCUGAAGCUCCUCUCCUCACAGGCCUCCUUCCACAACCUCCUGCUGUCCUCCUCUACCGAUCCGAACCAUUCUUUCCUCCACGAAUUCCGCCGCCUCUCCACCGAAGAUGAAGACAGUACUUCCACCACCGCCAGUACCAAUCGGUUUGAUAGGCUGAGCUCCGACCGCUUCUCGCUCCCCAAGAGCAUCUCCGUUCGGUCCACUGGCUUCACCAAGCCAAGCAACCUCCCUGCUGUGACUCACAAUAGCACCCCGACUCGCUCCUUCACUCGGCCACGUGUCCCGAAUCAACUCGCCUCCGGAUCGCAAAAGGUGUAUUUAUCAGGGAAGAGGGUGGAGGAGCAGGAGGCGAUGGAGUUGGAGGUGUACAAUCAAGGGAUGUUCAAGACGGAGCUUUGCAACAAGUGGCAAGAGAGCGGCACGUGUCCAUACGGGGACCACUGCCAGUUCGCCCACGGGAUAAAGGAGCUCCGUCCGGUGAUCAGGCACCCGCGAUACAAGACGGAGGUUUGCAGGAUGGUAGUGGCUGGCGGCACGUGUCCCUACGGCCACAGGUGCCACUUCCGCCACUCUCUCUCCGAGCAAGAGAAGUUGUUGCCGGCCCCGCUUUGAUAUAUGAUAGCAUUACUUGCCACUGGCACGCUAGAGGCGAUCCCGAUGAUCAUCUGAUAUGGAUUAACGGCCGUGGGUUUUGGGAGGCGUUCGUACGGAGCACUAAAUGCUGUCUUGGGGUUGUACAGAAUCAUAGAUGUCAUAUAAUACUCACGUUAACACUGAAAAGAAUAAUUAAAGAUGAUAAUUAAUUGAUGAUAAGAUCCACGACCGUACGUGAUAAAAGAAAAUAAAAAGACCGAAGUUGAUAAAUGAAAUAAAAGGUUUUAAUAUAAUCUUGGUGUGAUCAGGAUGAAGCAAAGUUGUGUGGUGGCGUAAAGAAAAUAAUUUGUAAUUGGAUUUAGUUUUGUUUUAUAAGUGUACUUGUAUGUUUAUGUACACUUUACGCCAUGUAUUCUGGUGGAGUGCAUGUAACUAACCUAACAACCAAGCUUGAUUUUGUAAUGUCAUGAUGAUAUCUGUUACCUGA
Molecule: messenger RNA, 1668 nt
Organism: Juglans microcarpa x Juglans regia
Lineage: Eukaryota; Viridiplantae; Streptophyta; Magnoliopsida; Fagales; Juglandaceae
Product: zinc finger CCCH domain-containing protein 14
Exons: 3
Coding region: 150-1199 (349 amino acids)
Molecular function (GO): metal ion binding; mRNA binding
Source: RefSeq, a predicted model, not a curated record